This is a messenger RNA of Macrosteles quadrilineatus (aster leafhopper), 1514 nucleotides long. RefSeq lists its product as uncharacterized. The record is from RefSeq and is a predicted model, not a curated record. NCBI's taxonomy places the organism in Eukaryota, Metazoa, Arthropoda, Insecta, Hemiptera, Cicadellidae. Gene Ontology annotation, molecular function: nucleic acid binding. The coding region runs from base 240 to 1514 and encodes 424 amino acids. Gene Ontology annotation, biological process: DNA integration. The transcript has a single exon.
UCCAAAAUGACAUACCAUUUACAGUUGAGACCGAUGCAUCUGAGUUUGCAAUCGGCUCAACCUUGUCACAAGCAGGACGUCCAGUAGCUUUUUAUUCGAAAACAUUAUCAAAAUCUGAAAAGAACCAUUCUUCUGUUGAAAAAGAAGCUCAAGCAAUCGUAGAAUCUCUUAAGAAGUGGAGACACUAUCUUAUUGGCCGGCCAUUCCUACUCAUUACAGACCAAAGAUCAGUUUCUUUCAUGUUUGACAAUAAAAGAUUUGGAAAAAUAAAGAAUGAAAAGAUACAACGUUGGCGUUUAGAACUGUCUUGUUUCAAGUAUGAUAUCGUAUAUCGACCAGGCAAGGAAAAUGGAGUUGCAGACACCAUGUCACGAUUGUGUGGAACGAUUUGUGGUCGUCCAAACUUAAAUGAUAUCCACACGAGCCUGUGUCACCCGGGAGUGACAAGAUUUUACCACUGGAUUAGAUCGAAAAACUUACCUUUUUCACUGGAAGAAGUUCGUCGUACUACAGCUCAAUGUCGAAUUUGUGCUGAACUUAAGCCUAGGUUUUGUAAAUAUGAAGGUACGUUAAUCAAAGCUACAGCACCUUUUGAGCGACUAAACUUAGACUUUAAAGGACCAAUUCCAAGUGCCACGCAAAAUAAAUACAUACUAACUGUUGUAGACGAGUAUCCACGAUAUCCAUUUGCUUUCCCCUGUAGAGACAUGACUUCCAGUACCGUGAUUGAGAAACUGAAAGAAAUGUUUACAAUUUUUGGUAUGCCUUCAUUCAUUCAUUCAGACCGAGGAACGUCAUUAAUGUCAGACGAAUUAAAGUCUUUCUUACAAACUCAUGGUGUUGCGUCAAGCCACUCUUCUGCUUAUAAUCCUAGAGGGAAUGGCCAAGUAGAGAGAUUCAAUGGCACUAUAUGGAAGACUGUUAUGCUUGCCCUCAGAACCCAAGACCUACCCGUAAAGUAUUGGGAAUCAGUUCUUCCUGAAGCACUUCACUCAAUAAGAUCAUUAUUAUGUACAUCAACCAAUACAACACCUCAUGAACUGAUGUUUAAGCACCCCAGAAGAUCGUAUUAUGGAGGUUCAGUUCCAAGCUGGCUGUCACAACCCGGCCCAGUUCUGUUGAGAAAGCACAACAGACCCAGCAAGUAUGACUCACUUGUAGAAGAGGUAGAACUUAUUCAAGCAAAUCCAGGUUAUGCUCAUGUGAAACUCCCAAAUGGACAAGAGAAGACAGUAUCCAUAAGAGAUCUGGCCCCAGCACCUGGACAACCAUCUUUAGAAACAGACUACCAAUUGCCAGAAACAUGUGGAAAUGAACAAGUUAUUCAAGAACCGGAGGUUUCAUUUGAUCAAGAACAAGUUGAAAAUGAUUCUAGUGGGACAUUAAGUGACACGAAUGUACCAGUUGAACAUGCAAACAGUUCUUGCAAAGACUCAAGUUCAGUGCCUUCCAAAACGCAUCCACAGCGUAUACGGCAAAGACCUUACUAUCUAAAAGACUACGUCUCGUUUUAG